AUGUUUACCACCACUCAGAUGUUUGCCUUGGGGAUUGUGCUCGCAGUCGGCUAUGUUUUGUACAAUGACCGCAAGAAAGACCCCCGAGAGCCACCAAUAGUGAGGAGCAAGAUCCCGGUGGUCGGACAUCUACUCGGGGUCAUAUUUUCUGGAUUCGGUUAUUUCACCACUCUCGCGACGAACAAUCGAGAUCAGCCGAUUUUCACGUCAAACAUGAUUUUCAACAAGGCGUAUAUCAUUACAUCGCCAGAUCUGAUGCAGGCAGCUCAACGCCACACCAAGACUUUGAAAUUCGACCCACUUGUGACCUUUGGUCUUCGCAAUGUUGGCGGUAUUGAAAAUAAAACGACGCUCCAUUUGCUGCGAGAAAAAGAGUCUGGUGGUGGAGGGCUCGUCCAAAAAGUCAUGCACGAUAUGGCGCCGGCCCUGGUUGGGAAAUCGUUGGAUGAACUGAAUCUACGUAUGACUCAGCUGUUACUACCACACCUAGAUCGGCUAGCGGAUAGCCCAGUCAUAGAUCUAUAUGGAUGGUGCCGUGAUGUGAUUAUGGAUGCCAGCACUGACUCGUUGUAUGGCCCGUUGAAUCCAUAUGGGGAUCCAGAAGUUGCAAAGGCGUUCUGGGAGUUUGAAACAAAUUUAGCUCCACUGGUAGCUAACAUCCUACCAUGGCUGGCGGCACGCAAAGCAUGGAAAGGGCGGAAUACAGUCUGCAAAGCCAUUCUGGAAUACGCCAAGAAGAACGGGCAACAGCAAGGAUCUCAGCUAGCCAUCAUGCGACACAAGACAUUGAUAGAAGCCGGACUCACCAUUGACGAAUACACGAGAAUGGAAAUCACCAUGAUCAUGGCGUUUGUAUCGAAUACGAUCCCCUCUGCAUUCUGGGUUCUUUUCGACCUGUACAGUCGUCCGAAUCUUCUUAGCGAGAUUCGCGAAGAACUGAAAGCGAAUUCACUCUCCAUCGCAGCCGACGGAACCCACAACAUUGACAUUGGGGCUAUGAGAGAAGAAUGCCCGUUACUCUUAUCGUUCUUCCAAGAGGUGCUCCGUACACGCACCACAACGUGCUCCACACGUCUCGUGUUGAAAGACACCUUGCUCGCUGGCAAAUAUUUACUCAAGGCUGGGAAUAUGCUCAAUAUCCCUGCAAGUCCGAUGGGGUAUAACAAAAACGCAUGGGGCGCCAAUGCGGCUGUAUUCAAUGCGCGGAGGUUUAUGAAACCGGUGGCAUCAGACGAUGGAGAUUUGAAGAAGGAAACUCGACGCCCUGGGCGGUUCAUGACCUUUGGAAUUUCGCCUGUCAUCUGUCCUGGUCGCCAUUUUGCCAGCUCGGAGAUACUGGGGUUGGUCACUAUGAUGAUCUUACGAUAUGACGUGGAACCGGUCAGUGGAGGUUGGAAGGAGCCACCAGAGAACAAGGCGGCUGUUGUUUCGAUUAUGGGAGCAAUCAAAGGUGAGUUUCCUGUCAACAUGACGAAACGGAACGAGUUCGAAGGAGUAAAAUGGGGAUUUAAAGUUGAGCAAGGCAAGGGCCAAUUCCCAUUGGUGAUAGGAUGA
Messenger RNA from Penicillium verhagenii, 1554 nucleotides. Its product is annotated as cytochrome P450. The coding region runs from base 1 to 1554 and encodes 517 amino acids. Lineage: Eukaryota; Fungi; Ascomycota; Eurotiomycetes; Eurotiales; Aspergillaceae. Gene Ontology annotation, molecular function: heme binding; monooxygenase activity; oxidoreductase activity, acting on paired donors, with incorporation or reduction of molecular oxygen. The transcript has 3 exons. The record is from RefSeq and is a predicted model, not a curated record.